Molecule: messenger RNA, 858 nt
Organism: Didymodactylos carnosus
Lineage: Eukaryota; Metazoa; Rotifera; Eurotatoria; Philodinida; Philodinidae
Source: the annotation of a GenBank genome assembly
AUGGGUAAGAUUCAUAAGGAAUUUGAAAAUGAACUUGAGGUUGAAAUCGAAAUUAUUGUCGUUAAACAUCAAAUGCGAAUUACUGGUGAAAAAAUGAAAGUCAUACAGUGUGAAGAGAAGAUAAAAGAGAAUUGGAAAACCAUGCCAAAAUUAAUUCUGCCGACGUCAAAUAAGGGAAAUAGUACAGUACCAGAAUGUGUCAUCUGUAUGAAUGAUGCAAACUAUUGCUUACAAGGUUGUGGCCAUCCAUACUGCCGUGAUUGUCUAAUACAAUAUUUAUCAACAAAAUUUGAUACCUCACUAGGUAAUGAAAAAUUAAAAAUUACGUGUGUGGUUGACAAAUGUAAUUCUCUAUUAUUAAUACGUGAUAUUAAAACGAUAUUGGGUGCUACAAAUCUUUCUAAACUAGCACGCGCAUCAUUUCAAGCAUUUUUGAAAACUGAUAAAGAUAUGUUGCGAUGCAUAGGAGACGAUUGCAAUCAGAUCUACCGUGAAUCUAAACAUCCAGAUUCUUAUGUUUGUGAUGGUUGUUCAAAAAUGUAUUGCGUUAAAUGUAAGGUUGAAUAUCAUACGGGUGUAACAUGUGAAUCAUAUCAAGAAAUGCUAAAAAAGAGAGAAGAAGAAAAUAGGCUAUCAAAGGAAGCUAUGGAAACUCAUGGUUAUAAACCGUGUCCCUCAUGUAAAGCGUACAUUGAAAAAACAGAUGGAUGCAAUGCAAUGAGAUGUAAUUGUGGAAUUGGAUUCUGUUGGUUAUGUGGAUUUACGGCUCCAAGAGAUGCUCAUCCUCAUUUCGCUGAUAAGACGUCGCCGUGCUAUGGCAAAAUUUUCGAUGGGUCCAACAUGAUUCCAGAUGAAUAA